CGUUGCAAAGAACCGGACUGAAGGAACCGGAAGGUCCGCCAUUCCUUGUUGGUCUCCGGGAGCUGCAUGGUCCUGAUCAGGGUAAGGAAGACCUGGCCGGGUCCUCGGGGACCUGAAAACUCCGGAGCCGCAGUCUCCGCGCGUGCAGCCUGGGAAAGUCACAGUCAGCAGCGCAGUGGCGGGAACCGCAGCCCGGCGGCCCUGGAACCUCCCAGAUUUCUGUUUUUGACAACUAGAUGUGAAAUUUCAACAAGAAUUCCAGGUUUUUAUUUUUAUUUAUUUAUUUUUUCCUGUGUGAGAAACUCAGAGAAGAGCAAAGAGAACAAUGAAUGCUUUUGUGAUAAAUGCUCUCCAGGGUCUGUUAUCAUUCAGGGAUGUGGCUGUGGACCUCUCACAGGAGGAAUGGGACUGUCUAAACUGUGCUCAGAGGUCUUUGUACAUGGAUGUGAUGUUGGAGAAUUACAACAAUGUACUUUUUGUGGAGAACCAUUGCAAUAGUGGUAAAUGUGAGAAGCAAUUCCAUCAAGACACAAAGCACUUUAUCCAUGAUCAUCAAAAUAUCCAAGAAAAGAUUUAUAAAUGUAAUGAGCUUGCCAAUGUGAUUCGUGAAUCCUGGCAAUGUACACCUUAUGACACAUGUGACACUGCAGAUAAUUACAACAAGUACAGAUUUGGAAACCACAGGGAUGCCUGUUUUGCCACCUUAAAUCUCAACAGACCAAAAACUAGGAAUGCUGGAGAAGAACCAUGCAAAUAUGAAGAGAGAAUAACCUGCUUAAAUUUGUGUUCCAUCAUUAGUCAAAAUCAAAGAGUUCAUAGACAUAUGGAAGAACACAAAAGUACUGAGUAUGAUAAAGCUUUUGACUCUAAAACAGAAAUCUCACUGAAAGAAACAGACCAUGGGAAGAGACCACACCAGUGCUGGAAAGGUAGAAAAUGCUUCAAGACUUACUCAAGCUUCAUUGGGCAUCAGAGAACCUAUACUAGACUAGAGAAACCCUAUAAAUGUACAAAAUGUAGUAAAUCAUUUCUUCACUUUUUUCAACUGAAAGAACAUUACAAAAUCCAUGGAAGAGAAAAACUCUGUGAUUGUACAGAAUAUAAUAAGUGCUUUUCUCAUACAUCAAACUUGGAAAGACAUUACAGAAUCCACACUGGACAGAAACCUUACAAAAGUAGUGAAUGUGACAAAUCCUAUGGUUCCUUGUCUCUGAGAAGACAUCAUAGAAUGCAUACAGGAGAGAAACCUUGCACUGAAUGGGACAAAUCUUUUACCACAAAUUCUGAUGACAAAACACAUCAGAGAAUCCACACAGAAGAGAAACCUUACAAAUGUAGUGCAUGUGAAAAAUCCUUUUCCUCAAAAGGCAGUCUAAAAAUUCAUCAGAGAAUCCAUACAGGAGAGAAACCUUACAAAUGUAGUGAAUGUGACAAGUCCUUUUCCAGGAAAGACCAUCUUACACAUCAUCAAAGUAGUCAUACAGGAGAGAAGCCUUACAAAUGUAGUGAUUGUGACAAAUGCUAUACUCAGAAAAGUCAUCUUAAUAUUCAUCAGAGAAUUCAUAGAGGAGUGAAACCUUACAAAUGUAAUGAAUGUGGUAAAUCCUUUACCCAGAAAGGAUAUUUUACAAUUCAUCAGAGAAUACACAGAGGUGAGAAAACUUACAAAUGUAGUGAAUGUGAUAAAUCCUUUAUGGAUGGCUCAUAUCUUAGAAGACAUAUGAAAACGCAUAGGUGAGAAAACUUACAUAAUACGGUGAGUGCUAAAUCCUUUACAUGAAA
Molecule: messenger RNA, 1782 nt
Organism: Phodopus roborovskii (desert hamster)
Lineage: Eukaryota; Metazoa; Chordata; Mammalia; Rodentia; Cricetidae
Product: zinc finger protein 664-like
Exons: 4
Coding region: 326-1738 (470 amino acids)
Biological process (GO): regulation of transcription by RNA polymerase II
Molecular function (GO): RNA polymerase II cis-regulatory region sequence-specific DNA binding; DNA-binding transcription factor activity
Source: RefSeq, a predicted model, not a curated record